CUCUUUCAGUAUGCUGAGGGGCAGACGUAGGAAGCAGUGGCUGUCGAGCCAGUGAGGAGAAAGGGAACACUGAAGACAAAGAGAAAGACUUUACCGAACGAACAACGAGGGCACUGCAACGAACGAACAACGAAGGCAGUGCAAAGUCUGACUUGAUCGUCGUCUCUAGGAUGAUGGCUGGAUGAUGACAGGAGGCAGCCCGAGGGAAGGUGACGGCGGCAUGAAGUCCCACUUCGCGUGUGUGCCGCUGACGACGGCGUGUCGGGAGGGGCUGAAGGCGGUGCAGCAAACGCUCGCCGACGACGCCAAGAAACUCAACCUCCGGCCCAGCGGGCUCGACGACAUCAACUUCACCUUAAGCGUCUUCAGGCUCAGUGACGAGAGAAGAGCGAAGCACGAAUCUGAAGAGCAGCUCGUCGAAUCCGUCAAUGAGGUUCUCAAGGACUUCUUAAGCAAGAGGCCACGCAUUGAGCUGACUUUCGAGGGUCUUGGCUCAUUCGGCUCCCAGAUUUUCUUCAUCAACGUCACCAACCACGAGGAAGUUGCGGCCCUGCGGCAGGACAUGAACACGGUGCUGAAGCAGGAGGGCCUCGUCCUCGCCGACAACAGGUUCACCCCUCACGUGACCCUCUACCGGAAGCGGGACAACAAGCGCGGCGCGGGUUAUAGCGGCGGAGGUGGCGUGACCGUCAGCGACAUGGUGCAGCGGCAAGGCUUGCCGCAUGUCGAAGCCUCGCCCGUAGAGCAGAUCAUUCUUAAAAGACUUUUGGGUUGUUAAAGGUCUCUCACACACUGCUCGGCUUUCCCCUAGUGGUUGACAUGCAAGGCGAUCUCCUGAAGCCGCCACGGGAAAUGAUUAAGACCUCGUUAGCUUCCACCUUCUCGACCCCGCUCCUUCCGUUCCCCUCAACGCAUCGCUCCCCUGUGUACUAAGGCUCCCCUGUGUGCUAAGGCUCCCCUGUGUGCUAAGGCCCCCCUGUGUGCUAAGGCCUCCCUGUGUGCUAAGGCCUCCCUGUGUGCUAAGGCCCCCAGUGUGGCAAGCCAAGUGACCCGGAGAGGAUAACAACAAUCGUAUUAUCUAUCGUUUGGGACUCCUGUUACGAAUGUUUUUCAGGGGCACAGAAGAACUACGUCGGGUUGUCGGGAGUGUUUUUUCCCGUUCACGGCGCAGAAGCCUUCCAAAAACUAUCGUCAGGCUCAGGAAACCACCAACUGAAACCCGACAACUUCUAGGAGAGCCUUUUGAAACAGGUGGACUAAAAGUUAAUAAGAGUUUAAUAAUAGUCACCCUCAUAAAAUAAUCGCCUAAGUCAUUUUUCAGUGAUUUUCAGGUUUUUGUCUACAUCAAUUUUUAUACAUGUAACGCCCAUUUUUGUAUAGCUGCCUUCGUCAUUCAGGGUUUGAGUGUUCUAGGAUUGGCCUUUUCAUUUCUGCCAAAAUCUUAAGCCAAAUGAGAUAAUGACAGUUCUUUUCUGAUUUCCUGAGAUGUAGAACAUAAUGACUUAGGCGGUUUGUUUACGAAGAUGACGAUAUAUAAUAGGAACAUAGCGACGCCCUUCCACGCGGACGCUGACCCACUGGACGACCCACGGGUAGGCCUGGGGGUUGGAACUUCCCUGGAGGCUACGAGAUGUUGCCUUGUUUGACCACGCCGACACGCCCCUCCCUCACCACCCCAGCCGCUAGAUGACACAGGCGGACUAGCCACCCCUACCUCACCUCAAUUUUUUUUUUUUUUUUUUUUUUUUUUUAGUGUUGUACUUGUUUGUAAUAAGAAUAUUUUUAAGGAACGACUGCCAGGA
This is a messenger RNA of Eriocheir sinensis (Chinese mitten crab), 1802 nucleotides long. RefSeq names its product A-kinase anchor protein 7-like. Gene Ontology annotation, cellular component: cytosol. The transcript has 5 exons. NCBI's taxonomy places the organism in Eukaryota, Metazoa, Arthropoda, Malacostraca, Decapoda, Varunidae. Gene Ontology annotation, molecular function: protein kinase A regulatory subunit binding. The record is from RefSeq and is a predicted model, not a curated record. Bases 182 to 778 code for a protein of 198 amino acids.